Molecule: messenger RNA, 563 nt
Organism: Schistocerca nitens (vagrant locust)
Lineage: Eukaryota; Metazoa; Arthropoda; Insecta; Orthoptera; Acrididae
Exons: 5
Coding region: 1-480 (159 amino acids)
Source: RefSeq, a predicted model, not a curated record
AUGACGAACGUGCGCCCGCGCGGGGCGGCCCCGUGGCGGGUGGGGCGGGGCGAGGGGUGGGGGGCGGCCGGCGGCCAACGGGCGCGCGCCUCGGCCGUGGGGGCGUGGCUCCCGCCCACGGCGGCGGGCCAGCACGUGUGCGCGCCUCAGUGCGGUGCGCGAGCGUGCGGCGUGCGGAGACCAGGCAGUGCGGCGUGCCGCGAGCGCGACCGAGCGCGUGUGUACGUGCAGGGUGCUGCGGUGAUGGAGCAGAGCGGCUACACGUCGCCGUGGGCCGCGGUGCUGGGCCGCCACCACGCCGCCGCCGUGCCCGUCAUGCAGGACCACCACGGAUACGGCCCGCCCGGCGCCGCGCCCAUCGACCUCCACGUGUCGCAGCCCUUCCCGUACUACAGGUACCAGGAAGAGGCGCUGUGCUGGUCUGACAGGAAACACUCCGUAGACGAUGUGAGCAACCCCACGUCCGUGAACGCUCGGUAAGUCUGUGUCCUAGAGUUGUCAAGAAGCUAACUCAUCCGGCACAAGGUAAGACUACAAAUGAUGCUUAAAAAGAGCUGAGAAAC